AUGAAGCACUGCCGGGCGCACUUGCGGCUUAUCUUGCUAUCUAUCGUUGCUGCCGUGUCAGCUGCAGAUAAAGGAGACCCAAUCCCCUGUAGUGUAGACUCAGAUUGCCAUGCCCUCCUGCAGUCUAGCUCUGCGUGUGUGGAUGGAUUCUGUACCAAUCCACUCCGAGGUGGGUGCUUGAAGCAGCUCAAAGAGGGAUGGAACAAGACAAGGGCUUGUCACUCAGAGGAUACUGAGGAGAAUCUCCAGCACUGUACAAUCCCCGAAUUUGAGGAUGACUAUAUGGAGAUCCGUAUCUCUGCCCUCAAUUGGCAAUCCGCAUACUUCAAUGCCUGGAUCUUGCAGAUUCUGCUUUCAGAGCUUGUUGGUGUCCCAUCCACAAUCGAAACAGGGAAUGCAGCUGGCAACAUGGAUUUCUAUGAUGCCACCAGACCGAUGGAGCUAGGGGAUGCCCAUGACUGGGAAGGACUUCGUCGGGCACAAGAAGUGGGAGAUUGCCGUGUCUUGGAAUCAUCUGGAGAUGACUAUCAGUCCUGCUCUCAUGUAGUUCCAGAAACAUGCUCGUCAGUAGCUGCCAUGAGACGGGAGAUGGAGGGCGAAGGGAUUAUUGAGAAGUCAGUUGGAAUAGGUAGCAUUACGGAAGAAGGUUGGUUCAUUCCCAAGUUCACCUUGGCGCAUGAUCCCUCUCUGGCUAGCUAUGCUGGUCUGAUGGGACCAGAAAACCGCCAGAAGCUGGCAAAUACCUUUAAGAGGCCCACAAAAUGGAAGGAUUACUGCCUACAUGUUUCUCCCGACCAAUUCUUUGUUCAACCAAAGUCACCAACCUCGCGUGUCAGUGCAGGAACGUUUCAACCCAUGGCUUCCUUUGGUUCUAGUGCGGGGCACAACUCCGCGUUGGCGAGUCAGGCGCAGUGGUCUCAAGUUCACCUUGGGGCAUGA
This is a messenger RNA of Seminavis robusta, 939 nucleotides long. NCBI's taxonomy places the organism in Eukaryota, Bacillariophyta, Bacillariophyceae, Naviculales, Naviculaceae. The record is from the annotation of a GenBank genome assembly.